AUGCAGAUCUUUGUGAAAACCCUCACCGGAAAGACCAUCACCCUCGAGGUUGAAAGCUCUGACACGAUCGACAAUGUCAAAGCCAAGAUCCAAGACAAGGAGGGUAUUCCCCCAGACCAGCAGAGGCUGAUCUUUGCUGGCAAGCAGCUUGAGGAUGGCCGCACCCUCGCCGACUACAACAUCCAGAAGGAGUCCACCCUCCAUCUGGUGCUCCGACUCCGCGGUGGAAUGCAAAUCUUUGUCAAGACUCUCACCGGAAAGACCAUCACUUUGGAGGUUGAGAGCUCCGACACGAUUGAUAAUGUCAAGGCUAAGAUCCAAGACAAAGAGGGCAUCCCACCAGACCAGCAGAGGCUCAUCUUUGCUGGGAAGCAGCUUGAGGAUGGCCGCACCCUGGCUGAUUACAAUAUCCAAAAGGAAUCAACCCUUCACUUAGUGCUUCGUCUUCGUGGGGGUAUGCAAAUCUUUGUCAAGACACUUACUGGGAAGACGAUAACCUUGGAGGUUGAAAGCUCGGAUACCAUAGAUAAUGUCAAAGCAAAAAUUCAGGAUAAGGAAGGCAUUCCCCCCGAUCAGCAGAGGCUAAUCUUCGCUGGUAAGCAGCUUGAGGAUGGCCGCACCCUUGCCGAUUAUAACAUCCAAAAGGAAUCAACUCUGCACCUGGUGCUUCGGUUGCGUGGUGGUAUGCAAAUCUUUGUGAAGACUUUGACUGGGAAGACAAUUACUUUGGAAGUGGAAAGCUCAGAUACUAUUGACAAUGUGAAGGCCAAAAUCCAGGACAAGGAGGGUAUCCCUCCAGACCAGCAGAGGUUGAUUUUUGCAGGCAAGCAGCUGGAGGAUGGAAGGACCCUUGCCGACUACAACAUUCAAAAGGAGUCGACCCUGCACUUGGUGCUCCGUCUGCGUGGUGGGAUGCAGAUCUUUGUGAAGACCCUCACUGGGAAGACGAUAACUCUGGAGGUGGAGAGUUCUGAUACCAUUGAUAAUGUGAAAGCUAAGAUUCAGGACAAGGAGGGCAUUCCUCCGGACCAGCAAAGGCUCAUCUUUGCCGGUAAGCAGCUGGAGGACGGGAGGACUCUUGCAGAUUACAACAUUCAGAAGGAGUCUACCCUUCACCUUGUCCUUCGUCUCCGUGGCGGUAUCUGA
Molecule: messenger RNA, 1146 nt
Organism: Prunus armeniaca (apricot)
Lineage: Eukaryota; Viridiplantae; Streptophyta; Magnoliopsida; Rosales; Rosaceae
Source: the annotation of a GenBank genome assembly